CCUGGGCCAGGAGGAGUAUCCAGACGAAUACUAGAUAGACUAUAUGGCCCUUGCUCAACAGAACCACGAACUGAUCUAAACCACUACCGAGAGUCACCAUGAGUACCUUUCCAGACCAAAAAUGGGGCUAUGAUUUUCGACACCUUAUUGACCUGAUUGUCGGUGAUAGAAGGCGCGAUCCUGCGUACACCGAUAGUUACCGCCACAUUGAGAGAUACGAUUCAGAAUUUGCUGCAGUCAUCCAUGAUCUCCUGGAACCCGGGACUGAACUCGCGAACAAUUUCCCAGACCUUCAUCAACUUCUCUCCCGUCGCUACAAUGCAGCCUUGGCUGCUCGGGAAACAGAAGUAUCUCAAUGCUGGCACACCCAUCCGGAUAGCGGCGAGAGAUUUGAUAGCCACAAGUACCAGACUCGGCUUCUGCGGCACCCGGAACUUGAAAUAAGCAGGGAUGACGAGGAGGGGAAGAUAGAUUCCAGAUGGAAGUUUCUAUGCCAGAUCCUGAAGGAACAGCACUUCGUUAUCCGGGGCAUCAUCGGCAGUGGAAGUUACGGUAUUGUCCUCCUUGCCCAUAAAAGAGACGAUGAAGGUCGUUUGUACGCUAUUAAGGUGGAGAACCUGGUUACAAUCGCUACAACAGUGAACUAUCACGAGAAAGUCAGGGUUGUCGGCGCGAUUGGACCCUCACCCGUAGUGGCGCCCUUAUUCUUACAGAACCAGGAACACCACUACAUCCCAGUUGAGGCGUACAUUCUGCUUCUGACCAACGAGUGUGGCCGGUUCCCAACCCUUGACUCGGUUUACACCCACCUAGUCUACCAGGCCAUCGUGAUGUCCGCCCACCUCGAUCAGGCCGUUGCCGAUGCUUCUUACAUCCCCGAAAACCCUGAAUAUGACGAAUUGCUCGCGCGGAGAUUCAAGGCUUGCACCGCCAGUCAACUCGUAAUGAAAAAGGAGACGAGACUGAGGGAGCACAUGGUCUGCAAGAUUGCAUCUCAACUCCUGGAAGGCGUCGCCUAUUUGCGGGACAUGCAUAUCUGCCACGACGAUCUCAAGAACGAUAAUUUCAUCCUAGAAGAAGACUUGAACACCAUCAUCAUCGACAUGGGACUCUACACAUUCGGACUCACCAAUGACGACUAUCUCAAGGAGGAAUACACCUACGUACCCGCCUACGAAGGCAGCCUUACGCCGGAACUGACCCUCGAGCUCUUCAAGCCCGACUAUGUCAAGGAAGCGAGGGACUAUUGGCAGUUCUGCAUCAAGCUCCCCCACGACCAGCGGAUGGUCGGCCUGUGGGUGCUGGCCUCGAAUAUCUACGAGCUUCUGCACGGAUUCGCGCCCUGGGAGGACCCCGAGUGGGAUAAGGAACUCUGUUGUGUGCCGGAUUGGCGGCAACUCGGGUUGGGCAAACGCAUCGCCACCGCGCGACUGAACGUGGCCAAAGAGCGGCGGAAACGGGUCGUCAACAAGGAGCUGCCGGUCUCGGAGAAGCUCUCGCAGGACUGCGCCGACGCCAUGCUGAUGAUGUUCGCCAAGGACCCCGGAGACCGACCCACGUUGCCCGAGUUGGAGUCCUGUGUGUGGUUCGGGCAGUGGCUAUACGAGGAUGACGAUCCCGGAAGGUUCGAGCGGCCGGUCACUAAUCGUGAAAUUUACCGGACAAGGAUGGAGAGAGAAGAUCGCGCACAGAAGCAGCAACAGCAGCGGGCUCAGCAGCAAGCACAGCAGCAAGCACAGCAGCAAGCACAGCAGCAAGCACAAAACCUGGUACAAAUAGCGGUAGCAGUCAGCCAGCUUAUCGCAGACAAUGAUGGAGACCAAAUGCAAGAAUAGGCGUGGACCGCUUUAUCGUAUUUGUUUUAUUUUCCCUCCACCGCUUCCUCCUCUGAAGGCAUUGCUCGAUGAUAUGUGGUUUUUUUAUUUCUCUGCAAAGCAUGGACGGAUUGCUUCAACA
Molecule: messenger RNA, 1956 nt
Organism: Aspergillus uvarum CBS 121591
Lineage: Eukaryota; Fungi; Ascomycota; Eurotiomycetes; Eurotiales; Aspergillaceae
Product: Protein kinase domain-containing protein
Exons: 4
Coding region: 99-1835 (578 amino acids)
Biological process (GO): protein phosphorylation; intracellular signal transduction
Cellular component (GO): cytoplasm
Molecular function (GO): protein serine/threonine kinase activity; ATP binding
Source: RefSeq, a predicted model, not a curated record